Molecule: messenger RNA, 2136 nt
Organism: Macadamia integrifolia
Lineage: Eukaryota; Viridiplantae; Streptophyta; Magnoliopsida; Proteales; Proteaceae
Product: exocyst complex component SEC6
Exons: 18
Coding region: 259-1881 (540 amino acids)
Biological process (GO): exocytosis; exocyst localization
Cellular component (GO): exocyst
Molecular function (GO): SNARE binding
Source: RefSeq, a predicted model, not a curated record
GCCAGCAGAGCAAACAAAUCGUUCUGGGAGGAGAUGGAGAAACCGGCAAUACCAUUUCUAGGCUGCGGCUCGGUCAGCAGAAAGUUACACACGAAGUAGGCAGUGGCUCAGGGAUAGGCUGCUGCAGCAGAGAGUGGAGAACUUGGUGACAAGAAGGACCAGAUCUGAUCUGCAGCAAAGCCAGCGGCACAAUGCCUCUCUAGAUCCGAGCAUCGGCUCAAGAAACUCACCAGAUUUGACGCUUGACAGGUGGUUGAAAUGCAAGAAACGGUUGAUCAACAACUGGCUGAAGAAGCAGCAGAGGCUGAGGGUGGUGGUGCGAUGGCAUCAAUUACCAAUCCUCGUAGAUCUGCAAAAAAAGCUACAAGUCAAACAGCUUCUUCCAGAAACUUAACACAACAGAAGUUGAAGGUUCAGGGGAAAGGUUACAAGGAUAAAUGCUAUGAGCAAAUAAGAAAGACAGUUGAAGGACGUUUUAACAAGUUGUUGACAGAGCUUGCCUUUCAAGAGCUAAAAGCUGCUUUAGAGGAAGCUCAAACGAUUGGAGAAGAGCUUGGAGAUAUAUAUGACUAUGUCGCUCCUUGUUUUCCUCCAAGAUAUGAAAUAUUCCAACUCAUGGUUAAUCUUUAUACUGAGAGGUUUAUUCAGUUUCUUAGAUUACUCAGCGACAGGGCAAAUGAGCUAACAAAUAUAGAAAUUUUAAAGGUGACAGGUUGGGUAGUUGAGUACCAAGAUAAUAUGAUUGGGCUUGGUGUUGAUGAAUCAUUAGCUCAAGUUUGUUCUGAGAGUGGUGCAAUGGAUCCUUUAAUGAAUUCAUAUGUUGAGAGAAUGCAAGCCACAACACGGAAAUGGUACCUAAAUAUCUUGGAGGCUGAUAGGGUACAACCACCAAAGAAAACAGAAGAUGGGAAACUAUAUACUCCUGCUGCUGUUGAUUUAUUUAGAAUCUUGGGAGAGCAAGUGCAAAUUGUUCGUGAUAAUAGCACUGAUGUCAUGCUGUAUCGAAUUGCUCUGGCUAUUAUCCAGGUAAUGAUUGAUUUUCAAGCAGCAGAAAGGAAGAGGCUAGAAGAACCUGCAUCUGAGAUUGGUUUAGAACCUUUAUGUGCAAUGAUUAACAACAAUCUCCGCUGCUAUGAUCUUGCAAUGGAACUCAGUAACAGCACCCUGGAAGCCCUUCCACAAACCUAUGCUGAGCAGGUCAAUUUUGAAGAUAAUUGUAAAGGCUUUCUUGAGGUUGCAAAGGAAGCUGUUCAUCAGACUGUUAGUGUCAUCCUUGAAGAUCCAGGGGUGCAGGAGCUGCUUGCCAAGCUUUACCAAAAAGAUUGGUCCGAAGGAUUGGUUACCGAGUAUCUAGUUGCUACAUUUGGUGAUUAUUUUACAGACGUGAAGAUGUACAUUGAAGAAAGAUCUUUCAGGAGAUUUGUUGAGGCUUGUUUAGAACAGACAGUGGUUUUUUACGUUGAUCAUCUUCUCACUCAGAAAAGCUACAUAAAGGAAGAAACCAUUGAAAGGAUGAGGCUAGAUGAAGAGGUUAUCAUGGAUUUCUUCAGGGAAUAUAUAAAUGCACCAAAAAUUGAGAACCGAGUGAGGAUUCUGAAUGAUUUGAGAGAGCUUGCAUCGGCUGAGAGCCUGGACAUGUUCACGCUCAUCUACACCAACAUUCUUGAACAUCAACCUGACUGCCCGCCUGAAGUCGUGGAGAAGCUUGUGGGAUUGCGGGAAGGCAUACCACGGAAGGAUGCUAAGGAGGUUGUGCAAGAGUGCAAGGAAAUUUAUGAUAAUUCACUUGUUGAUGGACACCCCCCAAAGGCAGGUUUUAUCUUUCCAAAAGUGAAGUGCCUCUCGCAUUCCAAAGGCUCUCUAUGGAGGAAGCUUACAUAGUUUUUUGGCACAAUUUCAUCGUAUAGGUACAGUAAGAACAUAUUUGAAUCUCUUGUCCAUCUUGUCCCUUUAGAGGUCAUGGAUUUAUUUCAUUUUUCUGUAUUCUUUUUGAAUGAUACGAUUGUGCCUAUUUUUGCCACAACCUAUAAGGAUAAAUUAAAAUUGUCUACAUUGAAGUACAACUAGACCUCCUGUGAUACCAUUGUUGUAGACUAUGGAUUAUGAAAGUUAUAAAUAGAUUACUGUUUUCUUUCC